This is a messenger RNA of Alternaria hordeiaustralica, 447 nucleotides long. RefSeq lists its product as uncharacterized. The record is from RefSeq and is a predicted model, not a curated record. Bases 1 to 447 code for a protein of 148 amino acids. The transcript has a single exon. NCBI's taxonomy places the organism in Eukaryota, Fungi, Ascomycota, Dothideomycetes, Pleosporales, Pleosporaceae.
AUGAGUUCCACCGAUAACGACUUGUCAGAGCAACAAAAGGCCAGGACGGGCAAGAGGCGGGGCAAGGAUAGCAAUGAUGUCCAUGGAACGGGCAACUCGUCGUGGAAACAUCGUCGUGAAUACAGCACUUUCAGCUAUCAACCUUUGCCACGCAGCCAGGGGACCAUUCGGAUCCUUGAGCUUUUCUCUAGCGAAACUUCGGCUGCUGGAGUUCUUUGUGCAUUGAUCACACCAGGCGAGAACGAGAGACACCAAUAUCCCUAUGAAGCCUUGUCGUGGUGCUGGGGCACAGCAGGCAAGUCUGCUGAGAUCAGGAUUCAACGCAAUCGCAAGACAUACAUCAAGAAAGUGAGCCCGAACCUUGUGGCUGCUAUGAAGGCACUUCGCUACCCGGACCGUAGCCGCUUCCUGUGGAUUGACAUGGUUUGCAUCGACCAAGACGAGUAG